GCUACAUCUUCGACGGUAGUGAGCACAGCGAAUACACGUGGUUCGCUGAGGAGACUGUUUGAAACCGUUGGGAUGGUUUCAGAGCAUAGUUUCCCACUAUUGCGUGUGGACAAGCGUCUUUGUGGGGCACCUCAGCACGUACACCAGGAAUGUGCAAAUACCAUAUUUCGUCUUCUCGAUGAUAAUACUGAAUAUACCCAAAAUUUGGAACCUAG
Molecule: messenger RNA, 215 nt
Organism: Dentiscutata heterogama
Lineage: Eukaryota; Fungi; Glomeromycota; Glomeromycetes; Diversisporales; Gigasporaceae
Source: the annotation of a GenBank genome assembly